AUGGCACGAUUUGUAUUUCUUCAAGAUCAUGGGAAAGUGUUUGCAUUGGACAACAGGCGUCUUUUCCAUAACUUUACCUACUUUAUGUUCUAUUACAACGUGUUCCUUGGAAUUGUAUCGUGUUUGAUAAGAUUAUUCAAAUCGAUUAUAAUCAGUGCAUUCGUGAUGUCACGUAUUGAUCAAAGUACGCUCCCUAGAAAAUAUGAAAGAUUCGACCCAGGUUACAGAGCUUAUGUUGGAUUUUUACAAUUAGAGAAUGCUCAUACCCAUCCGAUUCUGGUGACAUUCUGCAACUUAUUGAUGAGUGCUGUCAAUGAGAACUCUGCGAAAUCGCCAACUAAACAUUCUCAAAUGCAAUUGGUUGUUAAUAUGGAAAACGGCAUUGAAGAAGCAGUUGACACUGGUAGUAAUCGUAUUGUAUCAGUUUCUCGGCGUCGACAAGUUAUACGCAAUAGGUGGUUUGUAGCCUUGACCUUGGCUCGUAAUCCUGGAUUACAACUAAAACGCUACAAAUGUGACCCGCAAGUAGAAAUGGAGGGAAUACCUGCUGUCAUCGACGAUGUUAUAAUGGCAGGAUUGGGUCCGGUGAUUACAGAGUCUUUCACCUGA
Molecule: messenger RNA, 609 nt
Organism: Saccoglossus kowalevskii
Lineage: Eukaryota; Metazoa; Hemichordata; Enteropneusta; Harrimaniidae
Product: stimulated by retinoic acid gene 6 protein-like
Biological process (GO): vitamin A import into cell
Cellular component (GO): plasma membrane
Molecular function (GO): retinol transmembrane transporter activity; signaling receptor activity
Source: RefSeq, a predicted model, not a curated record